This is a messenger RNA of Dictyostelium purpureum, 387 nucleotides long. RefSeq lists its product as uncharacterized. The record is from RefSeq and is a predicted model, not a curated record. NCBI's taxonomy places the organism in Eukaryota, Evosea, Eumycetozoa, Dictyosteliales, Dictyosteliaceae. The coding region runs from base 1 to 387 and encodes 128 amino acids. The transcript is spliced from 3 exons.
AUGGAUAAUUUUUUAAAAUUAUUCCAAAACCAAUUAUAUCAUGAGUCGCUUGCAUUCUGUGUUAUAGAUAGACGUAUGGAUGAUAAAUCCUCAAUUAAUUUAAAUCAAGAAUUUAUAUUUCAAGAAGGAUGUGAUUGGGAAUUGGGUGAAAAUGAAGGGUUUCAAUUGGUUCCAAUAUUAAAAAAAAAAAAGUUUGAAAAUCUAAUUGUUUUGCGCGAAUUUACAAAUAACGAGUUAUUGGAUUAUAAUAAUAAAAAAGAAGGUUACACAGUCGAUCAUGUAGUAUCGUUAAAGGUUGUUAUGAUAGCAUUUAACCAAUAUUUAAUUAAAAACAAUACUAUGCCUAUAAAUCUACAUUCAAACAAACAUCAACAACAUAGUUAUUAG